UUCCUAGGUUGAUUUUUGGCUUCUCAGCCCGAGAGAGACACACCUUCAGCUCCCUGACGCGGAGUCUGGGGUAUCAGUGCCGCUUCAAGCCUGACGAUGCGCAGCAUUGUUGCGCUGGUGGCUCGUGGUAGUCCCUCAAUCACAACACCCGCCAUUGGCGGGCUCCCUAGGCCAUGGGUUGGUCCCCAGCCCCUCCGGAAAGUGCGAGAAUUGAGUGCGCGUUUCGUCAGUCUUUAUUCACCCAGACAUUCUUUCGCCCUUCCGAAUCUUCGCUCAUCUCAACCCGGUUCAUUCGCGUCGUCUGGUGGUGUGGACUCCUCGGAGUUGGCAAUGAGUUGGCUGGGAGCUCUGCACCGGUAUUUGAGGAGAUACCGGUUCCUUCACACGUCGACCGCUUCCUCUUCGAGGGGGAUCGAUGAAGUCGCGGGUCGAAUCGCCGCACGUUCCCGCGUCGCAUCGCCCACCUGCCCUCCACGAGCGCCCAGUCACACCUCGGCCUCCAAUCACCCGUCAUGCAACCCCCCAUCCCCCGCGCUUUCCUCCAUUGUGCCGGCCUCACCUCCGAUUUGGCAACUGCCCCAUACUUCCUCGUUCAUAUAAGGAUGCGCAUGCCCGCAGCCUGGUUCUUCUUGCAGGAUCUGGUGCCGGCUUGAUGGAAACACUCCGAAUGGCGUACGCUGUAACCGCCCACGGCUGCGGCAACCUUGCAUGACAUAUGCAACGGCGUACGUACGGCAGCCUGUUACGAUUGCAGGUUGUGGGUGGUGGGAGAUGC
Trematosphaeria pertusa is the source of this 775-nucleotide messenger RNA. RefSeq lists its product as uncharacterized. The record is from RefSeq and is a predicted model, not a curated record. NCBI's taxonomy places the organism in Eukaryota, Fungi, Ascomycota, Dothideomycetes, Pleosporales, Trematosphaeriaceae. The coding region runs from base 97 to 600 and encodes 167 amino acids. The transcript is spliced from 2 exons.